AUGUUUUGUCUUCACAGCAAUUUCCGAUUCUUGAUGAUUGCUUUAGCCUAUGCUAUACCACUGGGUGUUUUCUCUGGCUGGUCUGGUGUUCUGGAUUUGAUAUUAACGCCAGUUCACGUCAGCCAAGUAGACGCAGGCUGGAUUGGAUUUUGGUCUAUAGUUGGAGGCUGUGUUGUUGGCAUAGCCAUGGCAAGAUUUGCAGAUUUUAUCAGGGGCAUGCUGAAGUUUAUACUGCUGCUGCUUUUAUCUGGAGCAACAUUAGCAUCAACCUGGUUCACUCUCACCUGUCUAACUAGUGUCACUCAUCUGCCUUUAACAACAGCUACACUAUACACGUCCUGCAUUUUGUUGGGUAUAUUCCUCAACAGCAGCGUACCAAUAUUCUUUGAGCUCUUCGUGGAGACAGUCUACCCUGUUCCAGAAGGAAUAACCUGUGGAGUUGUCACCUUUUUGAGUAAUGUGUUUAUGGGAGUGCUUUUGUUUUUCCUCACAUUUUACCAUACAG
Molecule: messenger RNA, 505 nt
Organism: Nestor notabilis (Kea)
Lineage: Eukaryota; Metazoa; Chordata; Aves; Psittaciformes; Psittacidae
Product: disrupted in renal carcinoma protein 2-like
Exons: 4
Cellular component (GO): membrane; intracellular membrane-bounded organelle
Source: RefSeq, a predicted model, not a curated record